AUGUAUCUGCACCCGGCAGCACGUCAAGACCUCGAAAACCCUCUGGGUCUCCCGAUAUACGAAUGCUGGUUCUGUCCAACCAACUGGAUUGGAUUUUCUGGCCUCCUCUACCACCUCGAAGAAGGUCGUUGUGUCAAGCGAGAUCGUAUUCGCACCCUCGCCUUUGAGACUCCCGAAUAUGGAUUCUAUGGCAACAAGCUUACAGACCAAAAUCCCUUUUUCUGUUUUCAAUGCCGUACCCAGUUCCCUCAGGUCUCUCACCUGUACCACCAUGUCGAGCAGAACCCUUCCUGUUCUUACCUCCUCAACCCCUCUGAGUGCCUCGGUGCUCUCCGUGACUUUUAUGUUGAGUACUACGAGUGUCCUGGCUCCGACUACGUCAGCUACUAG
Messenger RNA from Penicillium crustosum, 390 nucleotides. Its product is annotated as putative C2H2 finger domain protein. The transcript has a single exon. Bases 1 to 390 code for a protein of 129 amino acids. NCBI's taxonomy places the organism in Eukaryota, Fungi, Ascomycota, Eurotiomycetes, Eurotiales, Aspergillaceae. The record is from RefSeq and is a predicted model, not a curated record.